Messenger RNA from Lytechinus pictus (painted urchin), 5515 nucleotides. Its product is annotated as transcription factor A, mitochondrial-like. The transcript is spliced from 7 exons. NCBI's taxonomy places the organism in Eukaryota, Metazoa, Echinodermata, Echinoidea, Temnopleuroida, Toxopneustidae. Gene Ontology annotation, molecular function: DNA binding, bending. Bases 74 to 787 code for a protein of 237 amino acids. The record is from RefSeq and is a predicted model, not a curated record.
ACAAGGCUACGGUACCAGGUCAAAAAAACUUGUCUGCUAAUUUUCUUUGGCGGGAACUCGUUUUAAACUAAAAAUGGCAGCAACUUUAGGUGCAUUUUCCCGUAUUUUCCAUCAGAAAUGUAGGAUCCUCAGCAUCAGUGCCAUUAGACCUGGUUUUCUCGGAAGUGAGCAUCAGUGGUUGCCAUGGAAACACGAUACCAAGCAGUUUUCUAAUGACCUCCCGGCCAAGCCGAAGAGACCUCUUACCACCUUUUUCCUGUUUUCUACUGAGCAAAGACCCAAACUUACGGCAAUGGAACCAAAUCUCAGUGUUACUGACCUGUCAAAGAAAAUAGCUGCAAUGUGGAAGGAUUUAUCAGAUGAUGAGAAAGAGGUUUAUAGGUUAGAAUUUGAGUCAAGAAGAGAAAAAUACAUGGAAGAGAUGGAGGAAUAUAGAUCUAGACUAACAGACGAACAGCUUGAGACUGUGACUGAGAUGGGCAGAAAGAAGCGAGAAAUGAGAGCAAAACGUCGACAUAAAACGGAAAUGAAGAAAUUGAACAAGCCUAAAAAGCCUCCUACAGGAUAUUCUUUGUUUAUCAGAGCACAUUUCAGCCAACAGAUGGUCGGUGGAAGAACGAGAGAGGAAGUUAGGGCUCAAUUCAGAGAAGCAGCGUCAAUAUGGCGGUCAUUACCAGAAGAGGAGAAACAGCAAUACAAUGAAGAAUCCUCCCUGCUGACAGAGACAUACAGAGAGGAGAUGGAUGAAUGGAAGAGGAAAAUGGAGGAAGAUGGCAUCGCAACUUAGCCCUUCUGUUUCUUUCCAACUCCAAAGAAGAAAAAUUUCGCUUUUCAAGGAAAAGUUACAUGCGUUUGUCUGAUGAAUGGACAUGUGCUUUUUAUACCUUUGCCAACGAAUGAUGUUUGUCUUUUGGUAUGUGUGCCUCUUCGAAUGGCACACUCUCCGACAUGAUUGAUUGGCAAGUUUUUGCACCGCUAUGCUGAGCAAAUUCCAGAACACAGUAAACGUAUUGAAAAUGCCCUUCAAAUGACAACGAACAGCUGGGAGGUCAUCGUCGAAAAUUGGUUAACCAGAAGAGCAGUUCGUCCUUUGUUUCAGAACUGACAAUUUUUUUUAAAUGAAAUCGUUUGUCCAGAGUCCAGGAUAUCACCGCUGUUUUGAUUCACCAAUUUUCUACAAAGAUUUCUUGGUUGCUCAUGUCAUAAAGUGCAUUUGACAAUACAUUUUCUAUGUUCUUGAAAGCGUUCUGCGUCACGGUGUAAAAAGUCCUUAAAGACAGCUUUAAAGCUGACAUACUUUACUCAUUUCUGGCUAAUUGUGAAAGCUUGAAAUUAUCAUGAUACAUCACACAUCUUACAACAGAGCAAAUAUGGGAUUUCAUGAAAAAAGUUUAGUCAGUGAUUUUCACUUACCAAUCUGUUCUGGGCCAAUCAGAUGCAAUGAUUUCAGUAGCUUAUAACAGUUGUCAUUGAAAAUCACUGACUAUUUGUUUAAUGAAAUACUCCCCAGAUGAGAUAUCAGAAUUGGUAUUUCAUUGCCUCUUCGAUGUCAUGGAAUAACUGAAUUAAACUAUAUCAACAGUGUUACAAAUCAUAAUUAGAUUGAGAUAUUUUUGAAAAAUAUAAAACAAAAACUAAUGGGAGCUGAAGAUAGCGUUCAUCUGCCCACGCCCAACCUCUAAAAUUAAAACCAAGAAGAACAAACGUGCCCUAUAUCUUUUAAGAUAAAUUUUAACGUUUGAUGACAUCCUGGAAUCAUUUGAUUAUUGAGCAACCCUGUCAUGAUGGGUCAUAAAGUGGAUAAAGAUUUGAUUUGAAUUUUUACUCAAUAUCUAUGAUAUACUUGUCAGCAUCAAGACAUCAAUUCCUCUGUUUGGUUUCUCUUUAAUAUCCAUGAAUGCUUACUAUGUCAGUGCAGUCCAAGAGAUAUAUACUUCAUGUCAAUGUGUCAAGGUCGCCGCACACCUUACGAUUGGUCCGAGUCCCGAUUCUUUAAUGCGGAUAAUGAAACAUGGAACAUCUUGCUGUGCAAAGUUCCAUCAUCAUAUAAAUAUCUACAUGUAUCAUGUAUGUUCAAAUCUGUGACUAUGAAACUGAAUUCAAUAUCUAAUUGUGAUUUCGUCAUAGCAAUCAUACCAUAAGCUACGAUUUGAAACAAAUUUGGCCUUCACUCCAAAAUAAAGGCUUGGAAUAAACCCAAAUUGUUUUAUUAGUAUUCUUACAAUUAUUUUGAACCAUGGAUAACAGGAUGUUAUCUAUUAAAUUUUUUUCAGAAAAUAAGCAAAAUGUAAUUUGUCCCAAAAUUGGAUAGUAGGCCAGUCGUAAUAUGUGCAGUGGCCUUUGUGAAUAUUGAUGCUACCUCACCAAUUUUUGUUUAUUCACAAGAGCUCUGUUAAGUCACAUCAGAGAGAACAAAAACAUGACCUUUUUUAAAGGGAGGAGUGUCUAGUUUUCCUCAAUUACCUAAAAGGUAAAGAAUAAUGACUUUCUACUCACCUACCAAAUAUAGUAGAUAUUUUUAGGUGUUUAUUAUCUGAGUCCUAGUAAAAGUUAAAUCUCAUUAAAAUAUCUACUGUACACCCGGGGGGGCCACUUCCAUUCACGAGUGGAUACCAUGCGCGACCAUGGGGUCUCGAAAAGCACCCUAAACACGUUAUUUCCAUAUUCUGAAAAUGCACCCCUUAACAAGUAUUGGCGUGUGAAACCCUACCCUUAACAAGUAUUGGAAACAAAACGAUACUCUUGGCAAAUAUUCCCUGAAAUCAACCCCUAAACAAGUACAGGAAUGUUUUAUUGUUACGGGUCCUUCGGUCGUCGGCUUUACCUUAUUUGGUUUAGUACGACCCCACCUUCUACACCUCGCGCAAAUCGGACUCUAAACACGAAGUGUUGGGGCAAAAUGGACAUCCUUUAUAAAACAUUUUUUUUGGGGGUUUUAUCAUUCCCGCAAAUUCGACCCUAAACACGUAAUUUUCCUAGCGAAAUAGACACCCUUUUUUCAUUCAUUUUGUGUUUUUGACACCCUUAUCACGUUACGUACGUAACGUGCCCUAUCGUGAAAAGGACAUCCUUUUUACAUGUUUUUUUGGUCGCGCAUGGUAUCCACUCGUCAAUGUAAGUGGCCCCCCGGGACUGUACAUGUGGUAGAACAGUCCCAUUUAAAAAAUAAAAAAUAAAGAACAGAAGAAGAAGGGAGGUAAUUGUUUUGUGAAUGUAUUUCAAUUGGUGCCAAAAUUAUGUAUGAACCUGCAUAUUUUUUUUAUUGAAUGCCUUUACAUGUAUGUACAUGUAUUUGUAUUGAAUGUCAAGAUAAAAAUAUGCCAUUCAUUAUUUUCCAUCAAAAUAUGUCUAUUGAAGUCUAUUGAAGAUGAUUUAAACUAUAUUCCUAUUAUAUCAUUCAAUGAUAAUUUGAUCUUAUGUGCUAGUUUGUUUGUAUUCUGUGUGUAGGAAUUGACAGUAUUAAAUGUGUGGAAAGGGACUUCCUGUCAUUUUGAGAUUGCACAGCUGCGAUCAAAGGAAGUAUUAUACAUGGACCUUGUUUCAUAAAACUGAAUCAUUCUUGAGUUCUUAGCUAUAAUCAAUGGGAGGCUUCAUGACACACUAUGUAUUCAUUUGUGGGCUUGUGUUUGGUCCUGGGGCCUGUCUUACAAAGAGUUAUGAUUGAUCCAAUCAACCACAACUAUGGAAAGCCAGGAGUGUCAACAUCUAAAAUACAUAUUCAAAAUAUUAUCUAAAUAUGAUGUAUAUUCAAACAUUCACUGUUUUAUUGACAAUUCAGUAUGCUUCUCUUUGUUUUCAAAGGACAUUGUGCAAAUUUCCUAAAGAAAAAAAUUAUGACAUGGAUGGAUUUCCAUAUACUUGGGAUUGAUCGGAUAAAUCAAAGGCCCUGGAAAGGACCAUCCAGUACUGAAGUCAUGGCUUUUGAUUGGUUUGUAGCAACUUUGACAUGGAAUCCCAUCAUUUGUUAUUGAUAACAUGGUUUUAUGAAACAGAUCCUGAUGUAUUUAAGAGUGUGUUUUUUAUCAAAGUGUUUAAUUGUCAUCAUUAACAGAGAAAAAAAUUAUAGAUAUUGUCUAUAAGAAUAAAAAACUUGGAAUAUUUAACCUUUGUUUCUUGUAGGGAAAGGGUAUUCUGCAGGAUUAAUCACAAUUCUUUGUAUUAAAGGUGGGGCUCAUGAGUUGACAUUAAUUUGAAUCUAUUAUCAAUCACAACUCAAGCAAGGGUCCAUGUAUUUGUAUACUACAUAGUACAUGUAAAUUGUUGUUUGUUUCACAAUUUGUGGUAUGCCAUUGUAUUGUUUAUAUUUUGUACACUUGCCUCCCAGGGUCCCUAUUUCAUAUAACCAUGAUGUAAUAUUUGAGAAGGUAUUACAGGAUAAUUGCAAUCAAUUGAAACUUAAUUUUAUAUGUAUGUAGGUCUGAUAAUCAAUUAUGAGUCUUGCUCUUAAUCGCAAAUUUAUAGUUGCUUGCUUGUCUACAUGUUCUUGUUGCAACAGAAGGUAUUUAGACCUCACACUAUGCGAUUCGUUGCGAUCCAGUUUUCAAAGAAAUCACAAUAACAUUUGACAUGAACACUCCAACCAAUGAAAUCUUAGUGAUCCGAGGUCAGAAUAGUUGUAGGACUACUGAAAUAGAAAUUCAAUGUAGUUCGAGCAUAAAUGUAGGAAUAAAAGCAAAUCCAAUUCCAAAUCGUAAUGACGUUAUCAUCGGCUGCGACUUGAAGCCGAUUUGGACUUUACUCCGACAACAGGGCUUCCCGCAAAGGAAAAUUAUGAUAUUCCUAACAUUAUGCCGAACUUCAAAUAAAAUAAUUUUUGUUUUAGGAACUCUCAUAUUUAAUGCAAAAUGUGAUUUAUUAAAAAAUAAUUUAUCGGAUCGCACAGUGUGAGGCGGGCUUUAAUCAUGUAUAUGUAUGUCAUCUAUCAAUUGCAAGCGAUGUAUUGCUCAAACCACUUAGGGCCUUUCCACACGUGAAUCUUGAAUCAUUGUAAUGAGGACUGCAAUUCUUCUUUAGGAUCAUUGGACCUUUCACACGCAAAAUUUGUACAGUAAUUUGAGUGAAACUUAACUGGAAUUCACCUCCGGAGUAGAAUUUGAAUUCAUGAUUGUGGUUAGCGUUUGUGAUUCCAGUCAUGUUCUAGUUCGGUUUCACACAUGCAAAAAAUUUGUCAUUAGCCUUAUUUUUCACUGGAAUCAUCAUUCAAAUUACGAUUUUUUUUUCCUGUGUGAAAGGGCGGUUAGUUGAUGGACAUUUGAAAAUUGUGUUUUUGUUAUGGUUAUAACAAAUUGCUUCUGGGGAGGAAAUUCAUACGUCAUGUAAUUCAUGAUUUCUUGAAACAGGAGCCCCAGGGCCACCUCCAAGGUUAAUUUCUUCAUAAGGGCAUUUUUAUUUUGUAGGAAGAGGAGGAAAAAUGUAAAUAGCUUUUGAAGGGCAUUUCUGCCCCCUGAACUCUAUCAUAUAUGCAUCAUGCAAGUACUGCAUAUUUUAUAAUAAAACUGAAUCAUGAAAAUGAAAA